AUGAACCCAACAAAGCAAAGACAAUAUGCACAUCUGGCACAACAAUUAAAGCUUUUAAAUCAAAAUUUGGAGAAAACUACUGAAGAAUUAAAUAUAAUGUCUUCACAAUGUAAUAAAAAUAUCGUUGGUCAAAUUGGUAAGAUUCAUUCCAGUUGGUUUAUUGCAAGUAAUAGAUAUUUUGAGAAAGAGAUGCUUGGGGAAGGCAGGUGA
Naumovozyma dairenensis CBS 421 is the source of this 210-nucleotide messenger RNA. It is a transcript of the gene HSK3, whose product is annotated as Hsk3p. Lineage: Eukaryota; Fungi; Ascomycota; Saccharomycetes; Saccharomycetales; Saccharomycetaceae. The record is from RefSeq and is a predicted model, not a curated record. Gene Ontology annotation, biological process: attachment of spindle microtubules to kinetochore. The transcript has a single exon. Bases 1 to 210 code for a protein of 69 amino acids. Gene Ontology annotation, cellular component: DASH complex.